AAUAUCAAGGCAUAAAAGACGAGAGGUUGCCGGGAAAGACAAACAAGACUCUCUACAGGACACUACUAAAUCGUCAGUUUCCGAGUCCCUAUUUUCCGGCCAAGACAUGGCUUAUCGUCUUGCUAUCGAAGUAUUCGGUCCUGGCGAUGACCCGAAUUACAGAUCCCACUGGGCGUUCCUGAUAUAUCGGCCGGGGGACGAUUUCGGGGACCUCCUCCACGUCCAGGUAAUCGACCUGAAAAGGCUCUGGUACGAACCAGACUAUCGCGAAGGCACGAAUAUUGUUACCCCGAUGGUCAGCUACCAGGCCGCCGGGAUGUGCAAGGUCACAGAUUUGGAUGGACAACAGCGUCGCAAGGCGAUUGAGGUGAUCAGGGCGGAGCCAGCACCCAGAGACGGCAAACGGAGAUGUCAAGAUUGGGUGUUUGACACCUUGAUUUCGCUGGAAGUGGAAGAGCUUGUGGAAUCCGGAACAGCAGAGACAUGGAAGGGGAGGAUUGGAAUGCCGGCAAGUGAUCUCGCAAGGGCCUGCGGAGCAGAUUGGACUAGCUUCAAGGAUGCGGAUUAUGGACAAAGACGUUUGAAGCGGUAGACUGCCGUGACAUGCCUCUAAUCGACCAGUUCCCGGCAUCCUAGAACGACAUCACCCACCGAGCGUAUCAUCCAACAAGAUAAGUGGUCACUAAACCAGGCACCGGGUCGGCCUUACCGGGGUAAACUAUUCCAUUCCAUAAAACCACCGAGUACAUCACGGAUAGCAAUUUAAAAU
Molecule: messenger RNA, 769 nt
Organism: Aspergillus ochraceoroseus IBT 24754
Lineage: Eukaryota; Fungi; Ascomycota; Eurotiomycetes; Eurotiales; Aspergillaceae
Exons: 2
Coding region: 107-592 (161 amino acids)
Source: RefSeq, a predicted model, not a curated record